Messenger RNA from Pleurotus ostreatus (oyster mushroom), 1572 nucleotides. RefSeq lists its product as uncharacterized. The coding region runs from base 1 to 1572 and encodes 523 amino acids. Gene Ontology annotation, cellular component: Cdc73/Paf1 complex. Gene Ontology annotation, molecular function: RNA polymerase II C-terminal domain phosphoserine binding; DNA binding. The record is from RefSeq and is a predicted model, not a curated record. The transcript has 10 exons. Lineage: Eukaryota; Fungi; Basidiomycota; Agaricomycetes; Agaricales; Pleurotaceae.
AUGUCUGACUUUGACGAUAUUGGUGACGAACUUCUCGAGCUCGCGGGGGAUGGCGACAAGAAGCGCAAAAAGAAGUCCUCUCAUAAGUCUUCCAAGCGUCGUAAAGGAGACCCCAUGGAUUCUCAAUCAGACGAGGAAGUUCAGGAGGCUCUAGACGUAGUCAACGAUCCAUAUCCUCUCGAAGGCAAAUACAAGGAUCACGCCGACAGAGACCGACUACUGGGUAUGAGCGAGUUUGACCGCGAACACACUCUGGCACUCCGUUCAGAAGAGAUGGAGCGCCAUCGUUUCCAGCAGAGCGUCAGCGCAAAGUUAGCGCAAAGCAAAGGGGACGACAACGUUGCCCAUGCGGCCAAAAGGCAACAUACUGCGCGAGGCGCUACGAAGGAAAAAACACGUCGGCUGGAGGAGCUUAAGGCUCGUCGGAAAGCUAAAGGCGAGAGGGAUCGGACCAAAACUGGGUCUCCGAAGAGGGACCGUUCAUCGUCUCCGAUGGAUAUGGAAACAUCUGAUGAAGAAGACGAGGACGGCCAGAUCAGUAAACUCGAGCAGGAAGAUGAGAAGCACUCCAAGUUAUUUAACAAAGCCCCCCCUGCGCAAGAGGAGAAAAUAUGCAGAGCAGACCUCGAGAAGUGUCGCUUGACGCGGUCUAUGAUCUCUCGUAAUUGUCUUCGCCCUUGGUUCGGGGAUCUCCUUAAAGGUGCAUGGGUGCGAUACCUCAUUGGCAACACCAACGGCGUCCCCAUAUACCGCGCCUGCGAGAUCUUAGGCCUGGUUUCCGAGGGCGUGAAGACGUACAAAGUGGAUGAUAUCCCUGUCCAUGUCUCUUUCGAACUCAAGUAUGGGAAGGCUAUCAAGAUCUGGCCUAUGGAUCGCGUGUCCAACGCCCCCUUCUCCGAUAAGGAGUUUGAGCACCUCGAGAGAACUUGGCAAGGCGAUAAGGAAAAGUUGCCUUCCAAGUUCGACGCAGAGAAGAAGGCUGCAAGUAUAAAUCAGAUGAUCUCGCAGCCCAUCACAGAGAGUGACCUGAAUCUUAUGUUGGAGAACAAGCGCAGUCUUCAACCACACAAACAAUCUUCAGCAGCGCUAACGCUAGAGCGCUCUCAGCUCAAUGCUCAGAGGACACUUGCUCUUCGAAGGCAUGAUGAUACCGAAGUUGCUGAGCUCGAUGCUAAGAUCCUGGAACUAAACGGGCGCUUGGGCCAGCGUCCGCCGACGACCGCAGUUGAUGAGCUUGCGAAACUUAAUGAACGCAACCGUAAGGCAAAUGCAGAGGCCGUUCGUAAAGCGGAGCUCUGGGAAGCCGAGCGCAAGCGCAGAGAGAGAAAACGGGUGCAAGCUAAUGGGGCCCUUCCUCAAGACCCGAGUGCCCGCCUCAAAACCGUUCCACGCGUCUUCAACGCUGCAACCCCUUCUUCCAGGCCCGGAACUCCUGCUGCUGGCAGCCCUCACCUGAAUGCACAAGCUGAUGUCAACGGGUCCUCUGCCUCUCCUCUGCUUCCUGCCUUAACUUCAAACGACACCGAACUUAACAUUUUCGCUGCUGUCGACGUCGAUCUCGGGGACUUUUAG